CCUUCCCUGCAACAUUGUCAGAGCUGGCGGUAGUGUGCUGGGCAAAACGUAGGAAACUAGAAGUAACUUGUCAAUUUUUAAUUAAGUCUUCCUCCCUUGAAGAGUCAAAUGCACCAUUCUCCCUGCAAACUCUGGAGAUGAUGACAUAUUUCCACUUGGUUUCCAUAGCAUCCAUUCCUGAAGAUCCCCAGAAUGGUCUUUGGUCAGGGCGACCACCCAGCUCCCCAAGAAAGUUGGCAACCUGGCCAGCCAAAAGCAGCUUUCCCUUUUCCGGAAACUUACUCUGUCCGUGGUGCUGAACAAUUCUGCCGAGACGCGCCCUGAGGAGCGCUGUCAGCCGCGCUGAAAAAAAUCUUCCCUGACGCUGCCCAAAUCAGAACUGUGUAUCUGUUAUUUACUCACGUCCUCAAAGAGCAGCAAGCUUUCUCCAUCUUAAUUCGACACUACCGCAGAGCAGAGUUGCGCCGGCGUGAUAGGAGGAGAUCAUAGGCAAGGAGGAAAAACUAACAUCAGCAUUGCUCACCUGAGACCUCAGAUGCUCCCAUGAGUUUGGAAGUGCUCUGCUCCCUACAGCAAAGACACCAUUAAAAAAAAUACUAUUCUUCUGACUUUGCUUUUACACAAAGGUUCUGUGGUAUUUCCGCCUUUCGUUUAAAAGCCAGAAGAUUUGGCAGCAAUAAGGUUUUCAAAAUCGGGAAUUUGCAUUGUUUUUCAGUGGACUGACUUCCAGGACAAGGACUCAUCUGCACCCGCCCAAAUACCAUGGCACUGCGUGCGCCCUUUGCCACCGGAUCCUCCCCUUCCAAUGAGACUUUCUGAUUGUGUCUACCAACUCUCCUAUUAGGAAACCCGUGGGUUGCAUGCAGCUAUUCUGUUGUAUUCUCUUUCUCACUCCCUCCCCUCUCUCACUCACACUCUUGCUGAAGGCACACCAAUACCGUUCUGCUGAGAAGAAAAAGCCCACAACUACCUUAAGCGAUUAAGACAAUAUGCGCAACUCUCGCCUUUCAUAGCGAUCACUAUACAAAUCUGGCAAGAGCCAACACCAGUCUUUGCAAGAAUGGAGUCGGUAAAACAAAGGAUUUUGACCCCAGGAAAAGAGGGGCUAAAGAAUUUUGCUGGAAAAUCCCUUGGCCAGAUCUACAGGGUGCUGGAGAAGAAGCAAGACACUGGGGAGACCAUCGAGCUGACGGAGGAUGGGAAGCCCCUGGAGGUGCCCGAGAAAAAGGCUCCACUGUGCGAUUGCACCUGCUUCGGCCUGCCGCGCCGCUACAUCAUCGCCAUCAUGAGCGGCCUGGGCUUCUGCAUCUCCUUCGGCAUCCGCUGCAACCUGGGCGUGGCCAUCGUGGACAUGGUCAACAACAGCACAAUCCACCGAGGGGGCAAGGUCAUCAAGGAGAAGGCCAAAUUCAACUGGGACCCAGAAACCGUGGGGAUGAUCCACGGUUCCUUCUUUUGGGGCUACAUCAUCACCCAGAUUCCGGGCGGCUACAUCGCGUCUCGGCUGGCAGCCAACAGGGUUUUUGGAGCUGCCAUACUUCUUACCUCUACUCUGAAUAUGCUAAUCCCAUCAGCAGCCAGAGUGCAUUAUGGGUGUGUCAUCUUUGUUAGGAUAUUGCAGGGACUUGUUGAGGGCGUCACCUACCCAGCAUGUCAUGGGAUAUGGAGCAAAUGGGCUCCUCCUCUAGAGAGGAGUAGAUUGGCAACCACCUCCUUUUGUGGUUCAUAUGCUGGAGCUGUGAUUGCAAUGCCUUUAGCUGGCAUUCUUGUACAGUAUACUGGUUGGUCGUCAGUAUUCUAUGUCUAUGGAAGCUUUGGAAUGAUCUGGUACAUGUUUUGGCUUUUGGUGUCUUAUGAGAGUCCUGCAAAGCAUCCUACCAUUACAGAUGAAGAACGUAGGUACAUUGAAGAAAGCAUUGGAGAGAGUGCAAAUCUUUUAGGUGCAAUGGAAAAAUUCAAGACUCCAUGGAGGAAAUUUUUUACAUCUAUGCCUGUCUAUGCAAUAAUUGUUGCAAACUUCUGCAGAAGCUGGACUUUUUACUUAUUGCUUAUUAGUCAGCCGGCAUAUUUUGAAGAAGUCUUUGGAUUUGAAAUCAGCAAGGUUGGCAUGCUAUCUGCUGUGCCACACUUGGUAAUGACAAUUAUUGUACCCAUUGGAGGGCAGAUUGCAGAUUUUCUAAGAAGCAAGCAAAUUCUUUCAACAACUACAGUAAGAAAGAUCAUGAAUUGUGGUGGUUUUGGCAUGGAAGCAACACUGCUUCUGGUUGUUGGCUAUUCUCAUACUAGAGGUGUAGCUAUCUCAUUCUUGGUACUUGCAGUGGGAUUCAGUGGAUUUGCUAUUUCUGGUUUCAAUGUUAACCACUUGGAUAUUGCUCCGAGAUAUGCAAGUAUCUUAAUGGGCAUUUCAAAUGGUGUUGGCACAUUGUCAGGAAUGGUUUGCCCUAUCAUUGUUGGUGCAAUGACAAAGAAUAAGUCACGUGAAGAGUGGCAGUAUGUUUUCCUGAUUGCUGCCCUGGUCCACUAUGGCGGAGUUAUAUUUUACGCAAUAUUUGCCUCAGGAGAGAAGCAACCCUGGGCAGACCCUGAAGAAACAAGUGAAGAAAAAUGUGGAUUUAUCCAUGAAGAUGAGCUUGAUGAAGAGACAGGGGACAUUACUCAAAAUUAUAUAAAUUAUGGUACCACCAAGUCUUAUGGUGCCACAACACAGGCCAAUGGAGGUUGGCCAAAUGGUUGGGAAAAGAAAGAGGAAUUCGUACAAGAAGAAGUACAAGACUCAUACACCUAUAAGGACCGAGAUGAUUAUUCAUAACAAAGCUAAUUGCUGGAUUUAUUUUUAGUGUUUGUGAUUACAUUAAUUGUGAUUGCACAAAAAUUUAAAAAAAAAAGUGAUGUAAACACAUAAACAUAUCAACCAGGCAACUCUUGCUAUAAAAACGAAUAAAAAAAAAAAACAAACAAAGAAAAAAACUCAUGAAGUUUCCAUCAAGUGCAAUCUGUAGAAGUUGUGAAAUGCCAUCAGUCCCAUUCAGGUCAUCCAUUUUUGCGUUUGUGAUUUAAUGGUUGACUGGUCAAAAUUGUAGAAGCAAGUAGUUACUCUUUGGAUUCAUGUGAGCUAAAACUCAUCACCAUUUAAUAAAGCACAACUAAAACAGUUGGCACAUCCCAUCCUACAAAGGUUAGGAAGCCAAAGCUACUUGAUCAUGCAAAAUGCACUUAUAUAUUUGUUACACUGUAUUGCAAGGUAUCAUGCAGAAGUCCUGUUAAGAAAACUAAAGAUGUCAUGUUGGCUGCAUCAGGUGUUGGCAACAUUUAUUGAAUAUAAAUUAUAGAGUUGAUAUAUCUCUCAAUUAGAGAAGAAUAUUGUGGGCUAGCAACUAGCAAGGUGUACUAAAUAAUUAUUGUUAUUACAUAAUGUGGAAUAUUUUGUUGGUUCUGAAAAGAAAUAUCUUGCAGUGUUUUAUAUGAAAUGCUUGUGCGCAUAUACUUAUAUCUGUGAAAGAGAACUUGUAAAGUGGGGGUAUGCUUCAUGUUCUUCCAUUCAUUUACCUAACAGUAUAAAACACUUCACACUUCAACAAAAUCUGACGUUUCAUGUAGCAUAUCACAUAACUUUUUUGCAAAAAAAUAUAAAAAGUAAAUAGACUUUAAUGUAUUUUUUAUUACAACUUUGUACUGGUUGUAACUUGCAUUAGAAAAAAAAAGAUACACAUGCCAUAAAGAAUCUAAUAAAAAAUUUACUACGGAGAUAUAUCCCUUAAAAUGCAAUAUUAACAACAAAAGAAAUAGAAAAUUGUUUAGAUAUUCUUCUUCCUUAAUAAUGAAAUACUAUAUUAACCUUGUGCCACAGAGCUAUAUAUAAUAUGAAAAGAUAAACUUAAUAGAGAUACUGUAAGUAGACAAUUUUAUUAUUUAAAGUCCCAUUUAAAAGAUCUUUGUCUUAAAUAUAUAGGACAAUAAAUUAUAUUAAAAAUUAUAUCUAUAUAUAUAUCUGUAUAUCUUAUACAUAUCCAUACACAAAAACAUAAUAAACAAUCUUCACAAAAAAACCAAAAAUAGCAUACACCUCAUGUUGGGUUAGGGGACUGCAAUUUCUACUUUCAUAGAGUCAUAGAAUUUUAGAUGGGGGCAGAGGCAUUUUGCUUGUCAUUUCUUAAUAUAACUCAACAGGAAUUGCAACAUUUGUGUUCCAAGCAAUAAGUGCAAUGCAUACAAUUUCCUGUCUGUAUAUUAUCUUCAUUUUGCUUGUGGUAGCUGUCUGGGUGGUUGGAAUGAUUUUUUUUCUUUCAAAAAGUUGACAUCAGACCUCUUUAUAAUGUUCUAAAUGAUAAUAACACAUUUCCCAAUUCAAUGCAAAAUAUGAUUGGUGUAUUUAAUUGUCUAUUCUGGAUAUUUGAUCUGUUCAUUGGUUCAUUGUACUGUGCUAGUGACUGGAAACCCCUGCUACUGCAAAUAGAAAACAUAACAUUUGUUUUAAAGAUGCAAACCAUCCCUGAACCUUGAGAAAAUAAAAACAUCCUUUGCUUUGUGUCUCAAAGUGA
Molecule: messenger RNA, 4538 nt
Organism: Felis catus (domestic cat)
Lineage: Eukaryota; Metazoa; Chordata; Mammalia; Carnivora; Felidae
Gene: SLC17A6
Product: solute carrier family 17 member 6
Exons: 12
Coding region: 1061-2809 (582 amino acids)
Biological process (GO): synaptic transmission, glutamatergic; regulation of synapse structure or activity; monoatomic anion transport
Cellular component (GO): excitatory synapse; synaptic vesicle membrane
Molecular function (GO): neurotransmitter transmembrane transporter activity; L-glutamate transmembrane transporter activity
Source: RefSeq, a predicted model, not a curated record